AUGGCUGCUGCAGAUGCUAAUGCAGCUCUUAACGAGCUCAUCAACUCCCUCGACAUGAGCAAGGUCCCAGACAAAUUACAUUGUCCCGGUUGUCAUAACUUCCUAGCAAAUGCUUUCAAAACACCCUGCUGUGACCAAGCUAUAUGCGAGACCUGCCAAUCCUCCAUCCAAGGUCAAUGCCCUGUAUGCGACCAUUCACCCCUCACACCCGACCUCUGUAAGCCUAGCAAAGCUGUUAGGACUACAGCGAAGGCAUACCUGAAGACAGCAGAGAAGAAGCUUGCAGAUGAACGUAUAAAGGCUGCCGCGGCUGCUGCUCCGGCUGCAUCAUUCGCACCCCCAGAGCCUCCAACUCCUGUUCAGGAUAGGCAGAACGAAGAGGCUAGAGCUCCGUCCAUAUCUGUAGCUGAGCCACAUGUGAAACAAAAUGAGGUCCAGCAAAAGCUUGCUGAUCAACCUCAUCCAUCGAUCGAGACCCCUUCACAGAAUGAAGUUUUAUCCGUUGGAAGAGAUGAUCCUGCUACUCAAGAAGAUUCCAAAGGUGAAUCCGUGGAGUUGUUGGAGGAAGCUAUGGCCAAACAGGAUAUAGAGCAACCAGAGAAACAGCAGCACGAGCCUGCCGGCCUGGGAGAUAGUGAAAAAUCGGGCAAGACGAAUGGGCAUGCCCUGAGCGUUGUCACGAACAGCAACGACUUUUCCAGUACACCGAACGUGAACACCGGGUUCAACGCUGGCAUUAGCCCCGGCAUGAGCCCUGGCAUGGAUUACACGCAAAUGAUGCAAUUCAUGUCUGGCAAUAUGGCCAGCGGAAUGGGCAAUUUCAACCCUAUGUUGGGAAUGCCAAAUAUGGGAAUGGGUCCGAUGCUAGGGAUGUUUGGGAACAUGGGUAACUCCGGGAUGGGCAUGGCCGGAGUGAACGGCAUGAGUAUGGGUAUGAAUAUGAAUUUCAACCCCAAUCAAGGAGCAUAUGGAGGAUGGAAUAAUGGUCAAAACAUGUGGAAUGGUCCGCAGAAUAACAAUCCAAAUGCAUUCUCGAAUGGCUUGGGAGGUGAUUUUGGUCCCAAUGCAGGCUUUGGCUACAAUAUGUCUCAACAAGGCAAUUUCCAUCAACAACAGUACCCUAACGGUGAUUUUCAGUCUGGGUAUCAUGGCCGAGGCUCUUUCCGAGGCCGCGGUCGAGGUCGUGGUGGCUUCCGUGGCCGUGGAGGCUUUAAUCCAGGCUUUCAAGGUAACUCGUCCGCCAAUUACCAGCAACCAUAUGAACAGCAACAGGCCCAGAUCCAGCAGUUGCAAGCACAGCUAGGGAAUCAACCGAAUGAGCAGUCAGCAACGCCAUCACAUGGAACGACAGAAGCACAGCUCAAAGCCUUCCAUGAUGAACUUGCCCCUGGAGGCCAAGAAGAGGUUGAUGAGGCUCUUGGCGUUGAUGACCCUAAACCUGAUUUGGAAGUCAGACUGCCCAAUGAAGAUGAAGAGCAUGUUCGCAAGGAAGAAGACAAUGAAGACAAUAAAGACCAUGAAGACCGCAAAGAUACGGCUCAGGAUGCAAGUGAUCCACAGCCCGCUGAGCCCAUCGAGAUCGAUAUUCACGUUGAACCCGUGCAGCCUAUUGCUACUGUGUCACCUACAAAGGAGCAAACGCCACCAAAUGAGGUUCUUCCAGAAGCAUACAAGGAAGAUCUUGCUGUACAGUCUAUGCCACCACCUAGUGCCCCCAUAGGACCUGCCGCGCACUUUUCGGAAACCUCAAGAGAACAUGCUUUUCGUGGUAGAGGUCCAGGUAGAUUUGCAACCCGCGGUCGUGGCGCUCUCCAUCUGCAAAAUGGCAUGCAUUCUCCCAGUAAACCAGCACCAGAAAUGUUUUUCAAGGCCCCUACAGAGCCUAAAGGAGCCGGAAUAGUAGGUGCUCCCACCGGACCAAAAGCCAUGAGGGCAGCACCGGUUCCACCUAGUGGUCCUCGAGGCCGGGGUGGUGGCUUUCAGAUCGUUGGUAGAGCUGCUAUGAUGAAUAAAGAGAAUCGUUCAGUGAGCGGAGAAUCUGAGGCACGGAAUACUGAUUACAGACAUGAAGAAAGGUCUCGAUCGAAUUCACUCUCAUACCAGGAUGAGAGAGGUAGCAGGCAUCGUGCUUCAUCGAAUCAUGAAGCUGAGUCAGACGAGGAACGCCGCCGACGCCGCGAACGAAGACAUCGGCGAUCAAAGCGCGAUGACCACGAGGAUGAAGAAAUGCGCGAUGAUGCCGGUCAUGACUACUCACGCUCCUCAACACCAGACUCGAGGCGCAAGUCAUCGCACCGUCACCGAGACAAGGACCGCCACUCCUCAAGCACUAAGCACCGCUCAUCCCACCGCUCCCAUCGCUCUCGUGACGAAGAACCAGACUCCGAACAACACCACGAAGACGAAUACUCCUCCAGCCGCCGAAGCAAACCCAGUAACAGCGACCUCCCGACCGAGACCGAAAGCAGAAGCAGCAGCCAUCGUGACCGGGAACAUCACCAUCGAAGCAGCCGCUCCAGCCGCCGCGACGAAAAAGACCGAGACCGCGAUCGAGAUCGAGACAGAGAAGACAGACACCGCCACCGCAAACGCUCCCGUCGUGACCGCGACGCCGAUGAAGCCUCAGACGCCGAAGCAGAAGAGUCUCACCGCCACCGCUCCCGCCGCCACAAACGCGAACAUCUGCAUGAGUCUGAAUCCGCGCGCAACAACGGCACAAGUAGCCAUCGAGACCGAGACCGAGAACGAGAACCCAGCAGAAGGACCUCCUCGCAGAUUACCCCAGCCUCAGCCCCCGCCCCAGCAGUGCCCACAGAACCAGCAAAAGAUAGGAACAGAGACAAGGAUAAGGAUAAGGAUGUAGAUAUCCACACCCAAGAGCGCGAGGCAAGGAACCGAGAACGGCUGCUCAAGGAGCAGCAGCGGAGGGAGAAUAGAAGGGAGAGCAGUGGUAAGAGCGGCGCUGCUGCUGCUGGUGGGAGGAGAAUGAGCUAUAAAUACGAGGAUGAGGCGCACGGUCAUGCUUUGAUGGUUGAGAGUGAGAGAGAGAGGGAUAGAUGGCGCUAG
Messenger RNA from Endocarpon pusillum Z07020, 3066 nucleotides. RefSeq lists its product as uncharacterized. NCBI's taxonomy places the organism in Eukaryota, Fungi, Ascomycota, Eurotiomycetes, Verrucariales, Verrucariaceae. Bases 1 to 3066 code for a protein of 1021 amino acids. The transcript is spliced from 6 exons. The record is from RefSeq and is a predicted model, not a curated record.